AUGCUUAGCAGUCUUCGACGGAAAGCGACUCAAACAGUCUUGAGAGCAACAAGCACUCAAAACGUCAACAACUCGCCUGUUUGGGCCUGGAACGAGUGGGACCCGCUCGAGGAGGUUAUUGUUGGUCGAGCAGAAAAUGCCAUUUGCCCUCCCCUAACUCACGAGGUGAAAGCGAACACAUACGAAUACUGGUGGGACUACUACAAUGACAAUGCUGGAAAACCUUUUGGUGGCGUCGAGCACAUCAAAAAAGCGAUCGCGGAAAUGGACGAAGUGUGCAAGAUCCUUGAGCUUGAAGGUGUCACCGUCCGACGACCCGAGAUCAUUGACUGGUCCAAAGACGUGAAGACGCCUCACUUCGAAGCACAAGGACUCUACGCCGCCAUGCCAAGGGACAUUUUAAUGACAAUUGGCGACGAUAUUAUCGAGGCUCCGAUGGCCUGGAGGUCACGAUUCUUUGAAUACCAAGCGUACCGUCCAAUGAUCAAAGACUACUUCCGACGAGGUGCAAACUGGACCACUGUGCCAAAACCACACAUGUCUGAUGAGCUUUACGACCAAAAUUAUCCAAUUAAAAACGUCGAGGAUCGGCACAGAUUAGCCGAGCAAGGAAAAUUCGUGACGACUGAGUACGAGCCGUGCUUCGAUGCAGCUGACUUUAUCAGAGCUGGAAAGGAUGUUUUUGCCCAAAGAAGUCAAGUUACGAAUUACAUGGGAUUGGAGUGGAUGAGGCGUCACUUGGCGAAGAAGGGAAUCAAGCUUCAUCUCGUGAGCUUCAAGGACCCCAACCCAAUGCAUAUCGAUGCAACAUUCAACAUCAUCGGCGAAGGCUUGGUUCUUUCUAACCCCGAUCGACCAUGCAAACAAGUGGAUCUCUUCAAAAAAGCCGGCUGGGACAUUGUCAAGCCACCACUUCCGACCAUUCCAGACUCGCAUCCACUUUACAUGAGUUCGAAAUGGCUUUCAAUGAAUGUUUUGAUGAUCCGACCGGAUGCAGUACUCGUCGAAAGAGAUGAAAUUCCAAUUCAGAAAAUGUUCGAAAGUCUUGGAAUCAAAUGCAUAAAGGCAUCGAUCCGCUACGCCAAUUCCCUUGGUGGAGGAUUCCAUUGUUGGACAACUGAUGUUCGCCGAAAAGGUGAACUGAAAUCGUAUUUCGAUGUUGAGUACGACUACCCAGAAGACUUCCUCUUCAACCAACCAGAAUGA
Molecule: messenger RNA, 1206 nt
Organism: Oikopleura dioica
Lineage: Eukaryota; Metazoa; Chordata; Appendicularia; Copelata; Oikopleuridae
Source: the annotation of a GenBank genome assembly